Hydatigera taeniaeformis is the source of this 462-nucleotide messenger RNA. NCBI's taxonomy places the organism in Eukaryota, Metazoa, Platyhelminthes, Cestoda, Cyclophyllidea, Taeniidae. The record is from the annotation of a GenBank genome assembly.
AUGACUGGCACAGAAUAUCAAAAAGAGGGUGAUGAAGAAGUAAAGAAGAGGCGGACUUUUAGGAAAUAUUUUUAUCGGGGAGUUGAUCUCGACCAGCUCUUGGAUAUGAGUGUUGACCAAUUGGCCGAACUGUACUCCGCGCGUGUGCGAAGACGCAUACGUCGAGGUCUGGGGACCAGACAUAAAGCUCUCCUUCAGAAGUUGCGAAAAAGCAAAAAGAACUGUCCUAUAGGGGAGAAGCCAGCUGUUGUCAAAACUCACCUGCGCAACAUGGUUGUUUUUCCUGAAAUGGUCGGUUCCGUCGUCGGUAUAUACAAUGGCAAGACAUUCAAUCAGGUGGAGAUCCGUCCAGAAAUGAUUGGUCACUACCUUGGCGAAUUCUCAAUUACUUACAAACCUGUGAAGCACGGUCGGCCUGGUAUUGGUGCUACUCAUAGUUCGAGAUUCAUCCCACUUAAGUGA